AUGUUUAUGCUCCGAAAUGUCAGCAAGUUUAUCUUUGGCGAUAACUCCAAAGAGUCCAUCAUCGACAUUCCACAGGGCCAGCUCUACCUCGUCCGCCCUCUAUCACCAAAGGGGUAUUCCGAGCUUAUUUUCAAAGACGCCGCCGCCUCUAUCCGACGAACCGGCCAAGAGUUCCAGUAUCAACUUGUGAUCCAGCGCGCCUACGAGGAAGGAGAGGAAGAGCUUGCCGAAGACGAGUCGGGCGAAGGACUUAGCGAUAGCUUGGACAAGGACGAGAAGGCUUUCCUUCUCGAUCAGAACCUUCAUUUUCGGUCGGAGGUCCGUGAAGGCGGCUCGAAGAUCCUAGCCUGGAGGGACCUUAGUGGCGACAUUGGGGACCUCUUUGAGUUUAUCUGCGAUCCCUCUGUCCCGUCGGAUAAGGUUGCCACAUUUGAGUUAGCUGCUUGCCAGUGCCAGUACGAGCGCAAGUACCGCCGAAGCGCUCAGAAGGCGACUCAAGAAGAGCUUCUGGAGUUUUCGUUCGACGAGGAAAGGCCUAUUCCAUCUGCAAGUCCGGUCGCAUCGCCCACAAAAACGAGAACGGAAUCUGUAGCGUCCGGAGAUUCUACUAUGGUUCGAGACGCUGAGUAUACCCGCUCCAAGAAGCAGCUCGCUGCUCCAGCUGCCGUGAAUGAGCCAACCGUCGCUCCGCCUUCCGCCACUCACCCUGAGGCGAGAGAUGUUCUGACGAAGGAACGAGCGGAAUUGCAUCUCUUUGAUUUCCAAAGUGGGACAUUUGUUAUACAGGAUGCCAAUGUAACUGCCACCGUUACAGAAGUUGGCGACUGGCAAUACUGGCUUCAAAUUAGUGGUGAAAAUAAGGAUUGGCUGGGCCAGGCUGUUGUGGCGGACAUCAACCCAGUGUUCAACUUUGAGUACCUGUCGUUCAUCUUCAACCACUAUGAUGAGACUGGCUCAGCGUAUUCUUGGCUCUUGCGCUUCAAGGAGCAAGAGACAGAGGAGAGGUUCCAACAGGGCCUGUUACAGGCUCUGUGGGAGCAGUUGAACGAGACCAAAUGGACCAAGGUUAAAGAUAACGACAAGGACUAUGUUUUGGAUGCUUUCCAGGACCUGACAAUGGAAGACUCAGACGCGGCAGAGCAGGAUGAAGAAGAUGAUGAAGAGGAGGAGGAGGAGGAGGAGGAAGCGAACGACGGUCAACGUAGCGAGCAUUAUGAUUCUGACGAGGAGCAAGACGACGUUGUUACUCGUGAUGAAGAUGGCAAUGUCAACUCUCAGCUCGCCGUUGGCUACAAACAUGAUCGCUCUUUCGUUGUCCGCGGCUCGAAGAUCGGAGUCUUCAAACAUACGCCGGACAACAAUCUCGAGUUCUCAACCAACAUUUCCAAGGUCGAAACUCCUAAUGGCAAGCUUUUCAGUCCCAAGAAAGUCAUGCUACACGCGGAAGACUCCAACUUGAUUCUUCAAAAUAACGACAACCCUAACUCUCUGUACCGUAUGGACCUGGAGUACGGUAAAAUUGUCGACGAAUGGAAGGUCCAUGAUGAUAUUCCUGUUGAGACUUUUGCACCUGAGAGCAAAUUCUCACAAAUGACCUCCGCUCAACCCUUCGUUGGAGCCUCUAACAAUGCUCUUUUCCGUGUUGACCCUCGUCUGGCUGGCAACAAGCUUGUGGAUGCCGAAUUGAAGCAGUAUGCUAGCAAGAAUGAUUUCUCCGCUCUGGCAACGACGGAGAAAGGAUACCUUGCUGUGGCUUCUAACAAGGGUGAUAUUCGUAUGUUCGAUCGUCUGGGUAUCAACGCAAAAACCCAUAUCCCAGCCCUGGGAGAGGCCAUUAUUGGUUUGGAUGUCUCUGCUGACGGACGAUGGGUUCUUGCUACCUGUCGUACCUACCUCCUACUCAUUGACUCGCUACAAAAGGAGGGUAAGAAUGAGGGCAAGCUUGGUUUCGAGCGUUCGUUCGCCAAAGACUCCAAGCCCCAGCCCAGACGUCUUGGUCUGACACCUGCCCAUGUGGCACAAUUCCAACACGAGACAAAGAAGCCGAUCUCAUUUACCCCAGCCCGCUUCAACACUGGUGUUGACAGUGAGGAAACCUCUAUCAUCACCGCCACGGGGCCUUUCAUCAUCACCUGGAGCUUGAAGAAGGUUGUCGCGGGUCGUAAAGACCCCUACAGUAUCAAGCGUUACUCUGAGGAUGUGAUGGCGGACAACUUCCGCUUUGGCUCGGAUAAGAACGUCAUCGUUGCGCUUCCAAAUGAAGUCAACAUGGUUGCUAAGAGGGCUUUACAAAGACCCACUCGUGAAAGUAUCGCCGGCCCCGUUACACCUCAACGUCGCGGCACUCGCUGGGGUAGCCGGCUGGGUAGGGAUGAGAUUGUUAACUCGCCUUACUAG
Aspergillus mulundensis is the source of this 2397-nucleotide messenger RNA. RefSeq lists its product as uncharacterized. Gene Ontology annotation, cellular component: nucleus; cytoplasm. The record is from RefSeq and is a predicted model, not a curated record. NCBI's taxonomy places the organism in Eukaryota, Fungi, Ascomycota, Eurotiomycetes, Eurotiales, Aspergillaceae. The coding region runs from base 1 to 2397 and encodes 798 amino acids. The transcript is spliced from 3 exons.